This is a messenger RNA of Salvia miltiorrhiza (redroot sage), 2505 nucleotides long. Its product is annotated as serine/threonine-protein kinase STY46-like. Gene Ontology annotation, molecular function: protein kinase activity; ATP binding. Bases 391 to 2115 code for a protein of 574 amino acids. The transcript has 16 exons. Gene Ontology annotation, biological process: protein phosphorylation. The record is from RefSeq and is a predicted model, not a curated record. NCBI's taxonomy places the organism in Eukaryota, Viridiplantae, Streptophyta, Magnoliopsida, Lamiales, Lamiaceae.
GAAUAAGAAAACAAGUAUGGGUGAAGCAGACAAGCAAAGGGGUGAUAGAAGCAAAGUAUCCUGCCUCGUUUGAAUCCACGUCAACAUUCAUUACAAAAAUGGAGACUUUUUAUUUAACCAGUCUUAUUUUUCGUUAAAUCAAAACUUUAAUUGAUUAAACUUUAUUUUCAUGCAAACUGCCACAAGGAAUAUGCACAACAAUAUAUACAUACAGGAUAUAUACAUAGUUUUCUUACAUCACGCCCCACCAACUCCUAUUUUUGCCUUUCCUUUUUAUUACAUUCUUUGUUGUGUGAAUGAUUGGAAUCUGAAUCAAAGUGCAUAUUCCUUGAGUUGUAGGUGUCUUUUAUCUGUGGGUUUUUGAAGUGGAACAAUUCUUUGAAUUUUUGGAUGGGAGAUAGUCAGAGCCAGAGCUGCAGCAGCCGGCAAUCCGAGUGGUCACCGCUUCAAAGCCGAAAAAGGCGCCAGAAAAUUGAAGUCUUUCACGAAGUGUUGUGUAGGCUCAGAGAAUUGGAUAUCGAGGAGGCUGCUCAACCGGGUUUUGAAGAUGAACUGUGGGCUCAUUUUAACAUGUUUCCUCUUCGCUAUGCUUUGGAUGUCAAUACUGAACGGGCAGAGGAUGUCCUGGUGCACAAGAAAUUAUUGAACUUGGCGCGUGAUCCUCUCACACGGCCCGCUGUUGAUGUGCGCCUUGUGCAGGUUCGGCCCACCGCCGAUGGAAAUUCUGGCAAUACUGUCCAUUCAAGCUUCACCAAAGGAGGGAAUGCUCUCCUGUCAGAUAGCGUUCACCCUCCACCCGCUUUUGGCCCAUCAGCAAAUUUUGAACUUGCCUUCGAAGGAAAUGAAUCCAAUGCCCAAGAUGAGAAUAGCUCUGUGAGUAGGAAAUCAUACUUUUUGCGGCCAAUGCAUGAAAUAACAAUAUCAACAAAAGACAAAACCAAGCUGCUUAGUGGGUUAACAUGCCUUAUGUCUGAGAUUGGCUUGAACAUCCAAGAAGCUCAUGCUUUCUGUACAAUUGACGGGUAUUCACUUGAUGUCUUCGUUGUGGAUGGUUGGGAAAAGGGCAUUGAUUGUCUCAGAGCCACACUAGUGAAAGAAAUUCCAUACAUUGAGAAACAGUCGAUUAAACAAGAGCUAGUAUCUCCUGCUGCUGGGCUGGGGCAGAGUGGAUUUAAUAUACCAUCAUGCCAUGUGGAAAUUCCUAUUGAUGGGAAUGAUGUCUGGGAAAUUGAUGCCAAUUUGUUGGAGUUUGAAUACAAGAUUGCUUCAGGGUCAAAUGGAGACAUGUACAAAGGUUUGUUUCGUAGUCAAGAUGUGGCCAUCAAAAUUUUCAAGGCUGACUCCCUUAAUAAAGACAUGCAACGGGAGUUCUCCCAGGAAGUCUACAUAUUGAGGAAAGUUCGGCACAAAAAUGUGGUACAAUUUAUUGGUUCAUGUACGAGACCUCCACUCUUCUGCAUCGUUACUGAAUUUAUGUCGGGUGGAAGUGUGUAUGAUGCGCUGCAUAAACAAAACGGUGUUCUCAAUCUUCCAGCCACAUUGAAGGUUGCAAUUGAUGUCACUAGGGGGAUGAGCUAUUUGCAUCAAAAUAAUAUAAUUCACAGGGACCUCAAGGCUGCCAACCUUUUGAUGGAUGAAAACGAAGUGGUUAAGAUUGCUGAUUUUGGUGUUGCUCGAGUACUAGUUCAGUCGGGAGUUAUGACUGCAGAAACUGGAACUUAUCGCUGGAUGGCACCGGAGGUUAUUGAGCACAAGCCGUAUAAUCACAAAGCCGACGUGUUUAGCUUUGGGGUUAUGCUGUGGGAGCUUCUAACUGGAAAGGUUCCAUAUGCACAACUGACUCCUUUGCAGGCGGCUGUGGGUGUCGUCCAGAAGGGUCUAAGGCCAACAAUACCGGGGCACACUCAUCCGUUAGUGGUGGAAUUGCUCGAAAGGUGUUGGCAGCAAGAACCAUCUUUAAGGCCUGAAUUUUCCGAAAUCACUGAGAUCUUGCAAUGCAUAGGCAAAAAGGUCUUUGAAGAAGAGAGAGCUAACAAAAAGAGAAAUUUGGGAGAGCCAUGUCAGCCCAAAGAGGACUGGCCAAUAAAGAGGCAAGAAAACGAAAAUGCUGCAUGAUGUUUUUCUGUUCGUACAACUACAUCCAGUCGACUACUCUUGCUCGGACAAAAACACACGGUGGAGGGUAGAAGGGCCGGAUGGCGAACAACACUUGAGCUGAUUCAUCUAUCUUCAUCAUCACUACUGCAACCCUAACCCCGGAAAUGCGAACAAAGGUCCAAGCUAACAAUGACCAACCUUUGAGGUAAUUAAUCUAACAAAAGUAUGGUUCACAAAACUACAUCUUUAGGAGAGACAACUUGUAUAGUUUACGAAUGCUCGUUCAAGAACCACAGAUCGACGAUCCAUGCGUCUUUUUUUGAUAAAACGAUCAAAACGAUGUAGUUAUGACCAGCCCUAAUGCAUAAAUUGGAGGUAUGUUUAUAUAUGUGCAUGAAAUUGAUUUCA